Messenger RNA from Penicillium olsonii, 1437 nucleotides. The record is from the annotation of a GenBank genome assembly. NCBI's taxonomy places the organism in Eukaryota, Fungi, Ascomycota, Eurotiomycetes, Eurotiales, Aspergillaceae.
AUGUCGACUCGUUCGGGUGUAAUAUCCACGCUGGUGGAGGUGGUCCGCAAGACGCUCAAUCUCGAUCCUCUAGUCGUGGUAAACUCCGGCCUGGUGGUGGUCGGUCUGAUCACCUCCCUCCGCUCCGCCGCUCAGGUCUUAUACACCUAUGCCGAAAAUGUGUGUUUAUCCACCGUCCAUGUGAGGGCCGAAGAUCCUCUCUAUGAAGAUGUCGUUCGUUGGAUGAACGACCAUGCCUUCCGAGGGCGCAAUUUCCUCUCGGUACUGGCUCAAACGAACAACAAUUCGGACGACAAACCCAUCCGGUGUGCAGGGCAAUUAGACCCGGAUAGGCUGAUCAGCUACCGAGAGGUAGAGGACAAUUCAUUUUUGGAAUUAAAGCCCUUUUGCGGAUCGCGGAUCUUUCGCUUUCAACGAACGUGGAUGCUGUUCAGCCAUGCAGCCAGUGGCCCGGGAUGUUUCGGCCCGCCCCAAUUGGACAUGAAUCCCCCACUGAAGCUGCAAUGUCUCAGUGUCUCCCUGGCUCCGAUCAGAAAGUUCCUCGACGAGGUUCGGGCAUACGGUCGGAAAGUCUCCGUCUCCAAUGUCACAAUCUACCGCACGACGUCCUUCUCGCCGGACCUGAUUCGGUGGAGCUCGGUUGCCUCGAGGUUAUCCAGAGACAUCUCCACGGUGAUCUUGGACAAGCACAAAAAGCAAACCAUCCUCCGGGAUAUUAAUGAGUACCUCCAUCCGCAGACGCGGCAAUGGUAUGCCAACCAUGGCAUUCCCUACAGACGGGGGUAUCUCUUUUCCGGGCCCCCGGGCACAGGAAAGACAAGCCUGGCCUCUGCGAUUGCGGGCGUCUUUGGCCUGAACAUUUACGUCUUGAGCUUGUUGGAUCCGACCAUGACGGAAUCCCAAUUUGCCCGCCUGUUCUCCGAGGUGCCUACACGGUGCGUGGUCCUCUUGGAGGACGUCGAUGCCGCAGGGUUGAACAGAGCGGACACAGAGGAUGAUUCCAUCCAAAGAUCAGCGAAGGCGAACACGUCGGUGUCUCUGUCGGGCCUGCUCAAUGCUAUCGAUGGCGUCUCAUCUCAAGAAGGCCGCAUUUUGAUCAUGACCACCAACGCGCCGCAGACGUUGGAUCGUGCGCUGAUUCGACCUGGUCGGGUGGAUGUCCAUAUCCGAUUUGAGCUUCCCUCCCACGAGGAGUUGCGAGAUCUCUUCUUGAGCAUGUAUAGUGAAGUGCACCAGAAUCAGCAGUUCUCCCCAGCAGAACAGAAGAUGGAGGCAGCCAAGUUGACUGAGCUGGCAGUCCGCUUUGCAGCAUGUCUACCAGAGAAGCAAUUCAGUAUUGCGGAAGUACAGGGCUUUCUUCUCCAGUAUAAGCGUCGGCCAGGAGAGGCCUGCUCGCAUGUCGAACAUUGGGUCGAAGAGAUGGAAUUUGAAAAAUAA